AUGAGCGAAAAAACGAGAAGCCUUCAGAAGAGACUCUUCAGGACACUUUGCAUUCAGACAGCGAUCCCCGUCGCCUCACACACGAUACCAUGGGCCUACUAUGCUAUUGUGAUCAUUUGGUCACCAGGAUAUAUCAACCAACCGCUGAAUAACUUCUUCUUUGCAAUCUUUGAAAUGCACGGAACGAACGGAUCGAUUGCCCUAUUGUUGCUGACCGAACCAUAUAGAAGAUUCAUUCGGGGAAUGCUGAGGAAGAUUCCCGUCUUGGGGAAAUUUACAACGCUGGAUCUGACACGAAUCCACAUUUUCGGGACAUCAUCCGGAACGGAGCAA
Messenger RNA from Mesorhabditis belari, 333 nucleotides. Lineage: Eukaryota; Metazoa; Nematoda; Chromadorea; Rhabditida; Rhabditidae. The record is from the annotation of a GenBank genome assembly.